Messenger RNA from Lepisosteus oculatus (spotted gar), 5704 nucleotides. RefSeq names its product inactive phospholipase C-like protein 2. Lineage: Eukaryota; Metazoa; Chordata; Actinopteri; Semionotiformes; Lepisosteidae. The record is from RefSeq and is a predicted model, not a curated record. Gene Ontology annotation, biological process: release of sequestered calcium ion into cytosol; lipid metabolic process; phosphatidylinositol-mediated signaling. Gene Ontology annotation, molecular function: phosphatidylinositol-4,5-bisphosphate phospholipase C activity.
UUUUAACUCUUGCUGAAAUCAUUGUACAUCUUAAGAAGCCUCACAAACAAAAUAAAAUAGGAAUAAAUGUGCUGGAAUCACAGUGAAUUUAGCACGGAGACCCAACAUCAACCCAAAAAGACCACAAAUGAUUUUGUUGCAUGACCCUUGUAUAGAAUUUAUCUCAGCUCAUUCCGGGGCCACUUUACCAGAAAUUGCGGACUUUCAAUCUAUCUGUUGGCUAAAUGUUAUCUUGCAUUAAAAAAAAAAACCCACAAAGUAUAAAAAGGGUUGGCAGUUAUUGCCCUACUCAUCAGGCUCGUUCACUUAAUGCUCCUCGCGUACAGGGGGGGUUUAAACGUGCGCUUGUCUCCAUUCCCCAAUGCACAGGAUGCAACCCGAGCCAGAAAGGUUGCCGUGCGCGGACCAGGAGGGGGAGAGAGAGACACACAGGAGCGCUUUGUAAAUACCCGCAUCUCGGGGAAGCACGUGGAGACGGGGAACUGCUGCUGCGCUCGCUCGCUCGCCGGCGCUCACACGCGCACUGCAAGGCACCGGCUGCGGCUCGCAUCAGCCCAAGCGAAGCGCGCUCAGGGAGAGAUCCGAUCGUCACGCCGCCGUGUCGCUUUGCAGCCAGCGAGGAAAUCGCCGCCGGUGUUCCCUUCAGACCGGGGCUUGCCGCCCCUGAAAGAUCCCAGGGACCGACCUUUCCUCAGCAGAAGAGGACAGCAGGAGUUGGUUGGAAGUACUCGCCGGGUCCGAGCGGAGCAUCCUGCGCACGUACAGCCGCACGCUGCGUCCUUGGCUUAGAGUCGAUCUUAUUUUUGAGCGCAGUUGUUUGUUUGGUUUUUUUUUUGGAUGGUUUCUUUUUGUUUCUUUCACCAGAAGCCUCAAAUAAAACACCGGUGGGAGAGCCGUGGUACACCGCGCUGUGGUAGCGGCUGCACGAUGUUCCGUGCUGGUUUGUGAUGUUGGGAUGAUGGCGGAGGGACAGGCUGCAGAAACUGGAUCGGGACCUUCGCUUAAUCCCGCGACGGUGCCGGGGGCUGCCGCGCCAGAACUAACCGGGCUGAGCAGCGACACCGCGCUGCCUUCGUCCAGCGGCCGGGCGUUCCUGGACGUGGCGGCGGCGGCGGCGGCCGUGGUCAGUGCCCAGCCGGUGGUCGGAGCCGAGGUCUUAUUCGCUAAUGGGAGGUACAGAGAGCACGGGAGUCCCAGGACUGGGCUCGGCAGCCGGGAUCACUCCGCCGAGCGGAUCCAGGUUGGAGCGCACCCGCCUUGCAGCAUCAUGAAGGAUGGAUCAAAGCAGAAGCAAGUGCGAAAAAAGACAGUCUCCUUCAGCACCAUGCCCAAUGACCGCAAGAUCAGCAGCACAGCUGCCUGCAUGUCCUUCAUGAUGGAGGGCUGUGAGAUGAAGAAGGUGCGCUCCAACUCCCGCAUGUACAAUCGCUACUUCAUCCUGGACUCUGACAUGCGCUUCCUGCGCUGGGAGCCCUCCAAGAAGGACUCGGAGAAAGCCAAGCUGGAGAUCAAAACCAUCAAGGAGGUGCGUCUGGGGAAGAAGACUCCAGUGCUCCGCAGCAAUGGACUGUCGGAUCAAUUCCCAGAGGAGUGUGCAUUCUCCAUCAUAUAUGGCGAAAACUAUGAAUCUCUAGAUUUGGUUGCAAGCACAGCAGACAUCGUCAACACAUGGGUGAUGGGGUUGAGAUAUCUGGUCUCUUAUGGGAGGCACACCGUUGAUGUGAUCGAAGCUAACCAGCCCAGCCUGAGGACAUCAUGGAUUGGCUCUGUGUUUGAAGUGGUGGAUAUGGAGAAGAAAGGACACAUUGAUCUUUUCAGGGCCACCCAGAUCAUCAAGAGCUUGAAUCCAGGCAUGAAAGAGUCUAGGAUCGAGCUGAAGUUCAAGGAGUUGCAGAAGGCUAGGGAUCAAUAUGGAGAGGAUAUCACCCUUGACAUCUUCACCGAGGCCUACUGUGAGCUGUGCACGCGACCAGAAAUCUUCUUUCUCCUUGUGCAGUUCUCUAGCAACAAGGAGUACCUGGACUGCAAAGACCUGAUGCUGUUUGUGGAGGUGGAGCAAGGCGUGGAAGGGGUAACAGAAGAGAUGUGCAUGGAGAUCAUCCGCAAGUACGAGCCAUCCGUCGAUGGGAAGGAACGAGGCUACCUCUCCAUAGAUGGCUUCACGCGCUACCUCCUUUCUCCCGAGUGCCACAUCUUUGACCCACAGCACAAAAAAGUCUGCCAGGACAUGACUCAGCCACUGUCGCAUUACUACAUCAACUCCUCUCACAAUGCCUCCCUCUUAGAAGACCAUUUCUGGGGCUCCUCGGACAUCAGUGGCUAUAUCAGAGCUCUGAAGAUGGGGUGCCGGAGCCUGGAGGUUGUGGUCUGGGAUGGUCCAGACAAUGAGCCUUUGAUCUAUGUGGGGAACUCAGUCUCCCAUCAAGUUGCCUUCUCUAAAAUCAUUGAUGUGAUCAACCAGUACGCCUUCGAAACCUCGGAGUACCCCUUAGUCCUCUGCCUGGUGACCCACUGCUCCGUCCAGCAGCAAACGGUCAUGGCACAGCACAUGAAGAAAAUCCUGGGGGACAAACUGUACAUGGAGCCGCCAGAAGCAGAGGAGCACUACCUCCCCUCUCCUGAGAAACUGAAAGGAAAGAUCCUCCUCAAGGGGAAGAAGUUGCCUCCGAAUUAUCCCGAUUCAGAAGCGGACGUGACGGAUGAGGACGAGGGCAUGGAGAUGUCCAGGAGACAUGGAGAAGAGGAGAAGGACCAGCUCAACGGGAUCACCUGCAAGAGACUGAGGCUGAGCAAGGAGCUCUCAGAUCUGGUGUCCUUGUGCAAGUCGGUUCAGUUCAGAGAUUUUGAAACAUCCAAAACGUGCCAGAAAUACUGGGAGAUGUGCUCAUUCAAUGAAGUGGAUGCCAAUAGGUUUGCCAAUGAAUACCCUGAAGACUUUGUGCGAUACAACAAGAGGUUUCUCUCCAGGGUUUACCCCAGCCCCAUGCGGAUUGAUGCCAGUAAUAUGAACCCUCAGGAUUUUUGGAAGUGCGGGUGCCAGAUAGUCGCUAUGAACUACCAGACUCCCGGUUUGAUGAUGGACUUGAACCUUGGGUGGUUCCGGCAGAAUGGCAACUGUGGUUAUGUGCUUCGCCCAUCCAUCAUGAGAGAAGAAGUGUCCUACUUCAGUGCCAACGCAAAGGACUCCUUGCCGGGGGUCUCAGCCCAGUUGCUGCACAUUAAAAUCAUCAGCGGGCAAAACCUGCCCAAACCCAAAGGCUCUGCUGCCAAGGGAGAUGUGGUGGAGCCGUACAUCUACGUGGAGAUCCAUGGCAUCCCCGCCGACUGUGCCGAGCAAAGGACUAAGACCGUCACCCAGAAUGGGGACAACCCCAUCUUCGACGAGAGCUUUGAGUUUCAGAUAAACCUCCCCGAGCUGGCAGCGCUGCGGUUCGUGGUGCUGGACGAUGACUACAUCGGGGAUGAGUUCAUCGCCCAGUACACCAUCCCCUUCGAAUGCCUUCAGCCAGGGUACAGGCACGUCCCCCUGCAGUCGCUGACCGGGGAGUUCCUCGUGAACACCACUCUCUUCGUCCACAUCGCCAUCACCAACCGCAGGGGAGGAGGGAAGGCGCACAAACGGGGUCUGUCGGUGCGAAAGGGAAGGAGGGCCCGGGAGUACACAUCCACCAAAACCACAGGGAUCAAGGCUGUCGAUGAGCUCUUCAGAGCCGCCACUCAGCCUCUGAGAGAGGCCACGGACCUCCGCGAAAAUGUGCAGAACGCCAUGGUGUCCUUUAAGGAGCUGUGCGGCCUGACGCCGGCUGCCAACAUGAAGCAGUGCAUCCUGACGGUGUCGACGUGGCUGCUGAACAGCGACCGGGCCCUGCAGGUGACGGUGAACCUCAGUGAGGCCUACCCCACCAUGGAGGCCCAGGGCCCGGUGCCGGAGCUGUUGCGCAAAGUGCUGAUGGCCUACGACACGAUGAUCCAGACAAGCCGCACAUUGAUUGAGUCCGCAGACGCUGUGUACGCCAAGCUCAUCCAAGCACAGAGAGCAGGGCUGGAUUUCCACGAAGACCUUCACAGGCUCGGAGCCAAGGAGGGACUGAAGGGGAGGAAGCUCCAAAAAGCCAUGGAGAGUUACGCCUGGAACAUCACUGUGCUGAAGGGCCAGGCCGACCUCCUGAGGCACGCCAAGAGUGAGGCGCUGGACACCCUGCGGCAGAUCCACUGCGCCGCCCAGUCCUGCGGCCUCAUGAAGAACGGAGCCGCCGCCGCCUCCUCCUCCUCCUCCCCCGAGCUGCUGCGGGCGCGCUCCGGCCUGGACCCCGUCCCCGAGAGCGAAACGGGCAGCGACACCGGGUCCUGCUGAGAGACCCGGCGGAGGGGCGCUGCCACGAGAGAGCGUCGAGGAAGACCUCCAGAACUCGGCCUCCUCUGCCUCCGCCGCGCGCCUGGCGGCCAGGAAGGCAGAUUCCCAGCAGGAAGACGCUCCCGAUGAGGACGGCUCCAUUUUGCGGGAUAUCCCCACUCUUCCCAGCAGUGACGCCCCACCGCCCUCCAAGCAACGUGCUCCUUAGCCUCACAUCCUUGUCUGAGAGGGCAGCUGGAGACCCAGAUCCAGACGCCAAGGGCAGAGGAAAGUUUCCUGGCCCAGAUUCCGACAGUCGCUUGCAGAAGGGAAGAAACUGCAGCUGGCAUGCGGAUCUGCCAUGCCUGGACUUCAACAGCACUCCCUUCCACUGUCAGUCUUCUUCUGCCCAUCUCCCGUACAGUUGUGACCAAUAGGCACUCCACAAACCAGCCUUCUCCACACUCCACUGGCGUUCGAGGAAAAAAAACUCCCUGGUGUUUCAGACUCUCAUACGCACCAGCUUUCUUUCAAAGCCUGAAAGGUUGUGCCCAAUGUGAAAAUAAAAGCAAGCAAACCUCCUCCUUUGGGCACUCUGCAUUUUUCGCGACCCUCAGCAUCUUCUGUGCCAGGGGGUCUGGGGACAUCGGCUGGGUUUUUAACCUCCGCUGGCAAAAAAGAAGAAGAUCAGGAGCUUUCGUCUGCUGCUGCUGCUGGCCGAGGUGAAGCUCGGCCUUUGAGAACGGACCAGUGCAAACGCACUGCAACGUGCUGUUUGCAGAAAACCGCAAGACACUUGAAAACAAUCCGUGUGCUGGUACGCCCACACAGUGAGAACAGCACCAGAUUCACUUUCGGCAGUCAUCACACUUCUCUUGUUAUUUUUUUAAAACACUUUCUCUCCGGUAUGUUGUGUUCUUCUGGACCUGCGCGUCUUCGGGAGUGCGUUGUUACUGUAAAUUGGUUUACGAGCUGUGGUCUAACUGGAAAAAUGCCAUCGUGUUAUAAAUGUGAGGCCGGCUGUUAGGUGAUGAUAACCAGGCUUUUCUUGUGAAGCAAAGACAACAACAGGAAAUGUAAGGUCCUGAUGUUAUCUUUUUCAGUUUAAAGACAAUCUGACAUUCUGGAAAAUAGUUUUUUUUAAUGGUCAGCGUCCCUGAUCAUCGUAAUGAUAAAUAAUCAAUGUUAAUAUUGUUUCUUUAUACACGAUCACCCUGCUGAGGGAUGUUCUUUCGGUCAAUGAACGGGGGGAGGGUGAGGGAAAAUAAUAUUGUAAAAAAAAUAGGAUUUAAAAUAACUAAUUCAUUUUAUGGCUACUGUGAAUAUCGUCUGGUCAACAAACUAGCCCAUUAAACCUGGUUGAAUUAGAAA